Molecule: messenger RNA, 949 nt
Organism: Cucumis melo (muskmelon)
Lineage: Eukaryota; Viridiplantae; Streptophyta; Magnoliopsida; Cucurbitales; Cucurbitaceae
Product: NEDD8-conjugating enzyme Ubc12
Exons: 6
Coding region: 209-760 (183 amino acids)
Biological process (GO): protein neddylation
Cellular component (GO): nucleus
Molecular function (GO): NEDD8 transferase activity
Source: RefSeq, a predicted model, not a curated record
AUCUGGAAAAGCAGCGUAACAAAAAAGCAAAAUAAAAAUUCGUCGAUUCUACCAGAGUCCAAUCGAAGCCUAACUUUUUAUUUGUUGACCUCCGUAGGGCUCACCCACGCUCGCCAAACCGCCCACCUUCCUCUCUCCCUCUCCAUUUCCAUUCUCUUUCACGCCUCUGCAACUCAGACCUAUCUCCUCUCUCCUCUUCACAGGAGAUAUGAUUAAGCUAUUUAAAGUCAAGGAGAAGCAGAGAGAACUUGCUGAAAAUGCUAGUAAUGGGGUACCUACAAAGAAGCAAAGUGCUGGGGAACUGCGUCUUCAUAAAGAUAUUAGUGAGCUGAAUCUACCAAAAUCGUGUAACAUAACCUUUCCCAAUGGCAAGGAUGACCUCAUGAACUUUGAGGUGUCAAUACGACCUGACGAGGGAUAUUAUUUAGGAGGCACGUUUUAUUUCUCCUUUACAGUUUCCCCCAUCUAUCCGCAUGAAGCACCGAAAGUCAAGUGCAAGACAAAGGUUUACCAUCCAAAUAUUGACUUGGAAGGAAAUGUGUGCCUCAACAUUUUACGGGAAGAUUGGAAGCCUGUUCUCAAUAUUAACACUGUUAUUUAUGGACUCUACCAUUUGUUCACGGAACCAAAUGAUGAAGACCCACUGAAUCAUGAAGCUGCUGCAGUUCUAAGAGACAACCCGAAGUUGUUUGAAUCUAAUGUGAGAAGGGCUAUGGCUGGGGGUUAUGUGGGGCAGACCUUUUUCGCACGAUGUAUGUAACUCACUCUUUAUCCUUCACGUUCAUCUUUUCCUGCGCUGUAUGUAGCUAGCUUUUGUCUCUUGGUACAUUAAGUGCUUAUUUAGAAAUAUCCCAUCCAUUCACCUACGUUUGUGUUAGCCCAAUGAACUUAGUGGUAUUAAUGUGUAUCAUUUCUAUAUUGUCAAUUAACAUGGUUAUAUUUUCCUCAA